Molecule: messenger RNA, 3371 nt
Organism: Contarinia nasturtii (swede midge)
Lineage: Eukaryota; Metazoa; Arthropoda; Insecta; Diptera; Cecidomyiidae
Gene: NT1
Product: neurotrophin 1
Exons: 5
Coding region: 522-2444 (640 amino acids)
Biological process (GO): innate immune response; central nervous system formation; regulation of Toll signaling pathway
Cellular component (GO): extracellular region
Molecular function (GO): Toll binding; growth factor activity
Source: RefSeq, a predicted model, not a curated record
UUAAGUGAAACCGUGCAUAUGCCAGUGUAGUAAGAGCAAACAAAUUUUUUUAUUCGUUUUGCUUGUUUCACCAGUGCGCAUCGAAUAUACUUCGUUGUUUUUCUCAUAUCUGAAGAAUAAAAGAUAAAUAUAAAGAUAUAUAGAUAGAUAUAUAGAUAUAUAUAUAUAUACAGGUUAUAAUACAGCGUUUUGCUAAUUAAGGUCGCUUGCAAUGAAAACAACUACAAUGCUUGUUCGGUUUUAAAUUGCAAAGAAUAUAACUAUCGACAAACAGAGAUAAAUUUCAGCGCUCAGCGUCCAAAUUGAGUUCGCCGUACAGGAAACGACCAAAGUUCGUGAGCCAUCUUUGGUAAAAACCAGAUAUCACACACAUUGGUGUUGAUCAGUGAGUGCAAUUGAACUCUCUUACAAGUUGGUCAAAUAAAAUUUGUGUGAUAUUGUGCAUGAAAUAGAAGGAGAAACUUUGUGCUUAAGCAAAAACAAAAACGGAAAUCAAAGAAGAAAAAAAAAACAAGAAUAAAAUGCAAUUCAUAAAAUGUGUGUUCGUUUUGUGUCUUUUAAUUCAAAUGAUAAAUAAUGUAUUGAGUGUGUACCACGAUGAUUCAUCAACUGAUUUUGAUGUUGACGAUGAUGAUCUACCAUCGAUGAUGCAUCAUUAUCAUAGCGAACCAGAUAUUCGUGGCUUUGAAAGAAUGAUGCUUAAAGAUAUGGCCGAAGAUGAGCCGGAAUUUUUCAACGAAAAAGAAAAACACAUUCGUGAUGCUCUUGUUCGAUCAACACAUGAUGUACGCAGUCAACGAACAUUAUCGGAAAUGUUGCCGAUUUUAAGAUCAUUAUCAAAAGAACAACGAUUAACAUUAGCUGCACUGAUUGCCACACAGACAAAUCCAAAGUCUGGCAAAUCAUUGGAUUUGAAGCAAGUUGAGGAGAUGUUUGGAGAGCAGAGAAAUUCCAUUUUGCCAAUUGUUUAUAAUAUAGCGAAUGUUGUGAAAAAGAAUAUGCUUGAACAAUCGAUUGAAAAUGAAUUCAACGAUGAAAAAACGGAAAAUGAAUAUCGGUCAUCGUCUGAACUACAUCGAUGGAAACGAUCCACAAAAUAUGAAGACGAUCAACCAUCGUAUCACGAACGGAAAUUGAAUAUGACCAAUUUUCGAGGAACACCAGAGUCAAACGAUCAACAUGCCAUUGAAUCGGAAACGAGAAUUCAUGUGAGUUUGCCGAAUUCAAACAUUUCGACAAUCAUGUCAUUGGAAGAAGUAGAGCAUUUGGCAUUCAAAGAUUUAAACGGAACAACACCGAUUAGCAACGACAAUGAUACUAAUAUAGAAAGUCUUCCGGAACCUGAAAUGCUUAUACGACCAUAUCGCGUACGUCCACGUCCAAUUAGCGAACGUUUUGAUAACAUUUAUUUGUAUGUCGUUGACUAUCCAAUACAUCAAAUAAUGGGAAGUAUAAGAAGACAUCGAUAUGCAAUGACCGCUCUGCUGGCGGAUAACCCAACUGAUUGGCGAAAUCGUAUGCAAGAGCUGGAAAAUAAAAAGCGACGUGAAGAUGAAGAAAAUAAUGUACCAUCAAGUGGAAUGUGUCCGUCAAUUGUUCGAUAUGCCAGACCGCAGAAAGCCCGAUCGGCAUCGGGUGAAUGGAAGUACAUUGUAAAUACAGGACAACACACCCAGACUCUUCGUUUGGAAAAGUGCACCCAUCCCGAGCAUUCAUGCACAUAUUUGACCGAUAAUUUUAGUUCAAGAUGUGCUCAAAUUUACAAUUACCAUCGACUACUCAGUUGGGAUAAUAAGCGUGGACUACAUAUCGAUAUAUUCAAGGUUCCAACAUGUUGUUCAUGCCAAAUUGAUGGAUACAGAGAAAAAUUUCCGCCGAUAAGUCCACAUGCAGGCGAUGAUCAAGAUUUGUUUGAGACACGAUUUUCUGCGUCCGAUGCCUUGUACUCAUUGGCCAACAAUGAUUAUAACGAUAAUGAAGGUGAUGCCGAAGAAUCGCCCAGUGAACCAAAUGGUGCUGUAUUUCGGCCAAUAAUUACAAAGAAACAACGUUUUGAAAAAAGAAAAAAAUUAAAACGUCCAACAAGCAGUCUGCCUGACACAUUUCUUACACCGCCCAGCCCAAAGUAUGAGCACGAUGUACAAUUUAAGCGCAAACAAUCGUCAAUUCCAAUCGCAAAUCGUGCAUCGGAUACGUCAAGUCAAACGCCGGUAUUGAUUGGAAGUGAUGAUGGAACCGACACUGAACGUCCCAGUAAAAAUGGAUUCACGCCAAUCAGUGUGCCCGUAAAAAAUGCACAAAUACCACGAUUGACACCAUCCAAAGUUUUAAUAAAACGGGUUAAUUAUAACUAUCAUCCAAUAAUUGAUUUCUUCUUCCGCGAUCGAGCUGUCAAGGCAGCAAAAGCCAAGGAGAAUAGGGCUGGCCAUAGCAUUGUGUCAUAACCGAAAUGAAGUUUCCAAACAGUAUAUGUUGUCAAUUAUUUUUUUUCUUUUUUUCGCUAAAUAGUAAUCAAAAAUAGAAUAGUCAAGGUAAAAAAAAAAAACAAAACACUUGGACGAUCAGUAUGUUUGAUACAUUUCUGAAACAAAACGAAAAAUCAGGAACAAUUAUGAAAUAAAUUUUUUCUAAAGAUACCUUCAAUUAUAGUCAAUUUUCGCGAAAAUGAAAAUAAAUAUUCGUAUUUUUCCAUUUUUGCCAAAAGCGAAAAUCAAAAGGAGAAUUUCAAAAGCGAAAAUCACAAAAAUAUUGCGAUGGCCCAGUAAUCAUUUGUUUAUUUUUAUUUUAUAUUUACAAGUUAUUUAUUUAUUUAUUUCUAAACUUAUUUAUUCAUUUAUUUAUUUAUUUGUCGUUAGAAUAGAUCCAAUCUCUCACUUAUAGCAUAUCGUUUCCAUGAAAAUCACAAAAAUGAUUUUUUUUUGUUGAAAUGAUGUUAAACAUGAGUAAAAUAUUUUGAUAUUCUAUUUAAAAACAAAAGAACCUUCGUCAGCAGCCCAUUGGAAAUGGUAUUUGAAAAUUUACAAAAGAUGAGGAGAUCAGAAAAAAUAUAGACAGUGGAUGAACGAAAAAACAUGCAAAAUUUCCUUGAGUAUUUGCAAUAAUUUUUGUUUUGUUAAUUCACAUUACAUUUCCAUCAAAUACUAAUUCUUUAUUAUUGUACAAGCUGCAUUCAAAAUAUUCAAAUAUUCUUGUGUGGUGAAAAAAGACAGUCUUUUCUAAAAAAAAAAUACUUUGAACAUAAAUCCUUUGAACAUACAUUCUUUUGCAAAAUACUGUGUUCAUUCCAUUAAUAAAAUCAGUACAAUUAUUUAAUCAAUGUAAAUAAAACAUGUGUAAAUAUAUUAGAGAUAAUAAAGAUGUCUGCGUCUAAA